GUGGGCCCUUCUCUUUUUCGUUUUUCCUCAUUUUGUUAUUUCUCUGAAGCGUGGUCGCCCGAGGCUGCUGGAGGGAGGCUUUGACGAAUCGAGAUCAAGCUCCUCAUAGAUCCAAAGCUUUUUUGGAAGGCACAAACAAGAAAGAAAAGCACAUGGACGAGGUGAUGACGGCAGCUGAUGCGAGCUCAUCCAGAGGCAGCGAAGCGACGUCGUUUGCGUCGUCUCCGUCGUCGAAUCUGCUUCCUAACAACCUCCCUCUUAUCACGGCCUUCCUCGCCUUCGCUCUCGCUCAGUUCCUCAAACUGUUCACCAAUUGGUUUAAAGAAGGGCGAUGGGAUUCUAAGAGAAUGAUUGAUUCAGGUGGUAUGCCAUCAUCUCAUUCUGCAACUGUGACAGCUCUAGCAGUUGCUAUAGGUCUACAGGAUGGGACAGGAGGACCAGCUUUUGCAAUUGCAGUGGUCUUGGCAUGUGUCGUGAUGUAUGAUGCCUCAGGUGUCCGACUUCAUGCUGGCCGUCAAGCUGAACUGCUGAAUCAAAUUGUGUGUGAGUUCCCUCCUGAACACCCAUUAUCUAGUGUGAGGCCUCUGCGUGAAUUACUUGGGCAUACUCCACUCCAGGUUGUUGCGGGUGCUUUGUUGGGAUGCAUAGUGGCUUUUCUGAUGCGAAAUUCCGGUUAGGAUGUUACAUAAACAACAUUGAUUCUUUUUCCAUCUCAGUAAUGGGAUGGAGUAUGCAUCAAUCUCAGCAAGGAAUGGAAGAAAGAGUUGGUGUCACACUUUGAGUUUCUAUUGUUGAAGCCUUGUAAAGUGGUUGGGGACAAAUAGGAAAUGAUUUCUGUUUACUACUGACGUCACUUAUAUACUAUGUCUGUCACUAAAUGUUGGACUUUAUAGCUUUGCCAAUUCUUUUAGGAUCAAUUACAUAGCAUGAAUACCCUUCCUCAAUUCUAUUUCAUCAUUCAUAUGUUUAUAUU
This is a messenger RNA of Theobroma cacao (cacao), 973 nucleotides long. RefSeq names its product Acid phosphatase/vanadium-dependent haloperoxidase-related protein. The record is from RefSeq and is a predicted model, not a curated record. NCBI's taxonomy places the organism in Eukaryota, Viridiplantae, Streptophyta, Magnoliopsida, Malvales, Malvaceae.